Molecule: messenger RNA, 3306 nt
Organism: Hemicordylus capensis (graceful crag lizard)
Lineage: Eukaryota; Metazoa; Chordata; Lepidosauria; Squamata; Cordylidae
Exons: 2
Coding region: 1-3306 (1101 amino acids)
Biological process (GO): DNA repair; telomere maintenance
Molecular function (GO): DNA helicase activity
Source: RefSeq, a predicted model, not a curated record
AUGGUUUACCCAUUGCUAUUCCCCCACGGAGAGCAAAGCUGGGGGAUAGACAUACCUUUGCAACUUCGGCCACAAGCCUUAAAGGAUUUAACAAAGCAGCCGCGUACACCAAGAGUCCGAGUCACCCAGAUGCAAUACUAUGGCUACCGUCUAUCCAUCAGAGACAAUAUAAACCCCUUCCUAAAUGCUGGAUGCCUAACACAGCAAUACAUCGUAGAUGCUUAUGUGAAGACAGAGGCCAAUAGACUCAAUUUCAUCCGACAAAAUCAGCCAAAAUUGAGAGUGGAGAAAUACUCUGGAUUGAUGGACCACUUAAAUGAAACAGCCACUGCAACAGGCCUCAUUCCCGGGAAGACAUUUAUCUUGCCAUCCUCAUUUGCAGGUAGCCCUAGAAACAUGCUCCAGAACUAUCAGGAUGCCCUGGCGAUUGUAAGAAAGUACGGCAAACCAGAUCUCUUCAUAAAAAUGACAUGCAACCCCAAUUGGAGUGAAAUUGUAGAAAACCUUGAACAUGGCCAAGCAGCUGCAUCACGACCAGAUUUAGUGGCAAGAGUCUUCCACCUAAAACUUAAAUCAUUGAUUGAUGACAUCUGCAAACAGAAUAUAUUUGGAACACCCACAGCCAUGGUGUACGUCAUCGAGUUCCAGAAAAGAGGAUUGCCACAUGCACACAUACUGCUAAUCCUGACAGAAAACCACAAACCAAAAACUGACGCGUGCAUAGACAGUAUAGUUUCUGCAGAAAUCCCAGACAUUGACAAAACACCACAACUUCAUGCAAUCAUCACAAAACAUAUGAUUCAUGGACCAUGCGGAACUCACAAUAGGCAAUCACCAUGUAUGUCAAAUGAAAAAUGCACCAAAGAUUUCCCAAAAGAUUACCAAGAACAGACUAUUUCAAACAGCAACAGAUAUCCCAAAUACAGAAGAAGAAACAUUGGAGAGAGCAAAAUACACAGAGGAAAACCAAUUGAUAACAGGUGGGUUGUACCCUAUAACCCCUUUCUAGCCCUUAAAUACAACUGCCACAUCAACGUCGAAGUCUGUGCAUCAAUUAAGAGUGUGAAAUACCUUUUCAAAUAUGUCUACAAGGGCCAUGAUUGCGCAAAUGUCCUAAUCCAAGAACCAAACACUUUGACCCAUGAUGAAAUCAAGACCUACAUGGAUUCACGUUAUGUCAGCACCCCAGAAGCAGCAUGGCGACUAAAUGGCUUCGAGAUGCAUUACCAAUCCCAUACAGUACAUAGACUGGCAGUGCAUCUCCCAGACGAACAAGCAGUAAUCUUCAACCCAGAAGACAUUGGCGCAGCAACGGACAGAGCAGCAAGCCGUGAAACACAAUUAACAGCAUGGUUCAAAUUAAAUCAGCAAGACGAGAAGGCAAGACACAUAUUAUACGCAGACAUCCCAGUAUAUUAUGUCUUUGACAAAGCAAACAACACAUGGAAAAUUAGGCAACGUGGGGCUGAAAAAGUGAUUGGCAGAAUGUAUUCAGUGCAUUUGCAAACAGACCAAGAGCGCUAUUGCCUACGCCUCCUACUGCUACAUGUGUCAGGAGCCACAUCCUAUGAAAACCUCAGAAGCGUGGAUGGCAUUGAAUAUCCAACUUUCCAAGAAGCAGCAAAAACGAGAGGCCUCAUAAAUGAUGAAAAGAUCUGGGAUAGUACACUUGAAGAUGCAGCACAAUACAACAUGCCCACGCAAAUCAGAGAACUCUUUGCCUACAUCUGUCACAAUAAAGAUUGCACAGUCUGUCGUGACCUUGCCCGCCAAGAAAUUUCAAAAAUAUUAACAAUCCAUGGGAAGAAAUGCACAGACUACGGCUUUACAUACAACAUACAUAAUAUAGAACACCUUAACGAUGCGUACAACCAAGCCUAUGAACAACAAACCGCAGAACAGAUGUCAAACACCUUCAAUGAUGAACAAAGAACAGCCAUGGAAGAAAUUAUAACAGCUAGCCAAAACGAUGAGCUACAACACCGAUGCUUUUUCUUGGACGGCCCAGGAGGGAGUGGAAAGACAUACUUAUACAGAACCAUACUCAGCACAAUUCGCGGCCAGAAUGAACUCGCGCUCCCUGUAGCCUCCACAGGAAUAGCAGCAAACCUUCUGCAAGGCGGCAGGACAUAUCACUCACAAUUCAAACUGCCAGUACCAAUACUUAAAACCUCCGUGUCUAACAUGCGCCUCAAUUCCCAAGAUGCAAAACACAUAAAGAAAGCCAGAAUAAUCAUUUGGGAUGAGUCAACAAUAACACCCACUCAAGCAAUAACAGCAGUAGACAAACUAAUGAAGGAGAUCAUGGAGAACAACAAGCCCAUGGGUGGAAAAUUAUUUUUACUGGGAGGGGAUUUCCAACAGACACUACCAGUAGUGCCACACGGAACCCAAACCCAUAUUGUCAAGGCCUGCAUAAAAUUCAAUACACUAUGGCACACAUUCAAGAUCCUAAGACUACACAACAAUAUAAGAUCCAAAGACCCAGACUUCAGCAAGUGGCUAAUCACAGUAGGCAGCGGAGAUACACCACGCAUUGAGGGAUUACCAGAAAACAUCAUUGAGAUCCCAUCAAACAUCAUAUGCAGAACAGACAUCGUGAAAGAAAUUUUCGGGGAACAAAUACAAGUCCAAAACAUCCAACACAUAGCAAGAAGAUCCAUCCUAUGCCCAAAGAACAGUGAUGUAGACACCAUCAAUGACCAGGUACUCAGCAUAUUGGAGGGUGAAGAAAUAACUUAUCACAGUGCAGACUCAAUAGAUGACACCACUGAGGAAGAUGCCAAAAACUACCCAACAGAGUUCCUGAAUAACCAAACACCCGCAGGAAUGCCAAAACAUACACUCACUCUGAAAGUGGGCGCAAUAAUAAUGCUUCUAAGAAACCUAAACACAAGAAAAGGAUUAUGCAAUGGAACCCGCCUAAUUGUAACAAGCCUAGAAAAGAAUAUCAUCAUAGGACAAGUAAUCACUGGUUCAGCACAAGGAAACAUGGUCUUCAUCCCAAGAAUAGAUUUAGCACCAACAUGCACCGACCUACCAUUCACCUUACGAAGACGACAAUACCCCAUAAAAUUAGCAUUCGCAAUGACAAUUAACAAGUCACAAGGACAAACCCUUGAGAAAGUCGGAAUCUAUUUGCCAGAACCAGUGUUCAGCCAUGGACAAUUAUAUGUAGCGCUGUCAAGAAUGCAAAGCUUUAAAGACGUCGUGGUCAGGGUGCUGGAAGGCCCAGAACAAGGAAGACUAAUAGCAGGCUCGGAACAAAUAUUCACCAAGAAUGUAGUGUAUAACGAAAUACUAUGA